CCUCGAACUGCCCCAGCUUCAACGACCACCAACUGACGUUUCCGAUCAUGUUCAGCAAAGAUGGCGGCAGCUACAGUUAGGAGGUCUCCGUACAAGGACUUCCUACAGCCCGCGCUACAGCGGCGCUUCGCGACGGCGAGCUUGUUUGUGCUGGCCAUCGCAUACCUCCAGGCCCUGCUCUUGGCGAACUGGUCUUCUUUAUUUUGGUCAUGGUUUCCCCUGGGCCCGACCGGUUUUCGCGCCGUAUCCUUCUUCUUCUGCGGCAUCGUGAUCAUCAUCCUCCGCAUCUCCCAAUACCACCCCGGCCUGCGCACCUCCGACUCGGGCGUCCACACCUUCUUUCGCUAUGCGCCGAAGCUGGAGACACUUGAAACUCUCCUCACCUACACCUUGUCAGCAUUCUUCUUUGCCUUCAUCUACCUCUGGUCGCUGCCGGAGAAGUUGGGCCUCGAAUUCAUCACCUACUUCACCGCCGAUCGGGCGAGGCUGAACGAGAAACCCCUCUUCUUGAUAUCUCACUUGGUAUUGCUGGGCACUUAUCAGACGGUUAUACAUCUUUUCAAGGAUGUUGACCGCCUGUCUCUCGGCGCCGCUAGACCGCAGAAUGGCGAGGCGAAGCUGGAGGUGGGUGACGCGUCUGUCCAGGUGCGCCGGUUCAGGGACCAGCUUCCGACCAUGCUGGUUCACACCAUCAAUCAGUCCAUCUCUGGCCUGGUUAUAAGCGCCCUCGUUUACCCGCUGACGGUGCGCGGCCCGGUAUGGAGGACCACGUUAUUCUUCCUACGACCGAUAUACAACCUCCCUAGGAGCAACAUGCUCCCCGCGUCGCUGCCCUUUUCCUUCUCAGCCAUCCUGCGCUGCUGGCUCGUGAGCUUGAUGCUUCUGUUUGGUUGGACCGCUGCGAAUACCGCUUUCUCGCUCUUCUUGGUUAAGAACCCCGUGAAGAACGGAAAUCCGUUGACCUCGGACUCGAAGGAUCCCAAUGGCAGUCUCCUCAAUGGGUUGAAGAAUAAGAAGCUUUCCAUCAAGUGUUUCGCCAUGUGGGAGCUGGCCAUCAUCGCCCGCGACUUCCCGGACCGCCGCAAGGCCAUCUACGAGGACAUUGACCGCAAGGACGGGCCCAUGUGGUCCCAAGUCUACAAGAUCUGUCUCGAGACUCUGAAGUCCAUCGAGACAAACAUCGACACCUACAUAGCACCGCCCACCACCCCAGCUUCCACCACCACCGAACCGUCACCACCAGCACAAAAAGUCCGCACCACCGACCCCCCACGAGACGAAGCCAUCUUCCAAACCCUUCCCCCAAAGCGAGGCCUCCGCGACCAGGUCGAAAAGGCCGUCAACCAAGCGGCCCUGGCUCCAGGCCAAGUCUCGCAGCUCAGCCCGGCCGCGAAGAAGGCGGUCGAGUCCGCCAAGCAGCAGCUCCUCAAAAUGCAAAAGGACGCCACGGGCACUGACGACACGCAGGGCCUGUUCCGAGACUGGGCCGUCAAGGUGCUCCACUCGGCCGCCGGCUGGCCGUUCCGGCAGCACUACCGCCGCCGCCUGGCCCACGCCGUGCUGGGCGAGCCCUACGGCGAGCCGAGCCUGUACGUCAACGCCGCGUGCGCCGUGAGCCAGCUGGCCCUGCAUUCGCUCAGGGAAGACAAGUACGGGAACGUGCAGCGCGACGUGGCUGCCAUUGUGAGAGCGCUGACAGGCGUGGCCAAGAAGUUGGAGAGUUUCGGAGGGGACGCGGGGCUGGCGACGCACUGGACUGAUGUCGAGGGGAAGAGGGAGUGUCCCGAGGUGGACGAGGUGUUGAGCGCGCUGAGGGAUGCGCUGGCGAGGUUGAUUGAAGCGUUUGGGCCGUAUGCGAGGGAUCUGAGGCUGAGUUUGACAGAUGUGAGGUUGGCGAGGGAGGCCGCGGGGUUGGUUGGGCCGGAGGAGGGAAUGGUUGAGGCCAAGAGGAAUGGCAGGUGAUGAGGAAAUGGUGGUGUAUCAUAGACUGGGACGGCUCGGCUGGGAAUAUGGGAUGGUCCAUCAAAAUGUACUGGGUUUUGUAGGUUGUACAAUGAGAACAGCAAUGUCUUAAAAUAACGGGAUUGGGC
Molecule: messenger RNA, 2090 nt
Organism: Parathielavia appendiculata
Lineage: Eukaryota; Fungi; Ascomycota; Sordariomycetes; Sordariales; Chaetomiaceae
Exons: 3
Coding region: 61-1962 (633 amino acids)
Biological process (GO): spindle pole body localization; nuclear pore organization
Cellular component (GO): spindle pole body; nuclear pore transmembrane ring
Molecular function (GO): spindle pole body-nuclear membrane anchor activity
Source: RefSeq, a predicted model, not a curated record